Panicum virgatum (switchgrass) is the source of this 441-nucleotide messenger RNA. RefSeq lists its product as uncharacterized. The record is from RefSeq and is a predicted model, not a curated record. The transcript has a single exon. NCBI's taxonomy places the organism in Eukaryota, Viridiplantae, Streptophyta, Magnoliopsida, Poales, Poaceae. Bases 1 to 441 code for a protein of 146 amino acids.
AUGGGCAAACAACAGAAUCUCCUCCUUGCCAUUGCCGUUGUGGCUUCCAUCGUCCAUGCCGCCACCUCCCAAACAGAUGCGGCCACGACAGUGUACGACGUCCUGCAGCAGUACAACUUGCCGCGGGGUCUGUUACCGCUUGGCGUGCAGUCAUACGCGCUCCACCCAGGCGGUGCUUUGGAGGUGACCCUCCCCGGCGAGUGCAACUUCUUCGUCACAGUCGCCGGCAAGCAAUUCAAGUUUCGGUAUGACAGAAGCGUCAGCGGGAUCCUCAAGUCUGGUUCCAUCAGCCGUGUCUCCGGCGUGAGGUUGCAGGUGGAGUUCGCGUGGCUCGGGUUCAACCAGGUGAGCCGCGCUGGCAACGAGAUCAAUAUCCAGCUAGAGAAGUCGACUCAGUCGUUCCCAGUCAGCGCCUUCGCCCAGAGCCCCCGCUGCAACUGA